CARCAUCUCUGAGAGACAUGUUGGAAGCGAUGUUAUGAAAAAGCUUGAAAAUGCAGCUGAGCAAGCACAGCGCUUUAWUAAAGAGGUUGAACAGGCUAUCGAGAAGAGAAAAUCGACUCUCGCUAUUCUCAGAGAUAUAGCUGACGAGCUUGACAGCACGACAAAAAGUGUGGACAUUGCUAGAGUAGCUGGUUCUUCAGUUGCAGUGGUAGGGGGAGCUACGGCAAUAGCCGGAGGAAUCCUUAGUAUAUUUACACUUGGACUCGCAAGUCCGCUGAUCGGUGCUGGAGUUAUGGCUGCCGUUACUGGUGGGGUCACUGCAGGAGGGGCUGAGAUAGCUAAGGCUGUCAUUUCGAAAGACAAGAUGAAGAAGGCGCAAGAGGUUCUGGAUGAAGAUAAAAAAGCAAUGACCAAAGCUGACGAGGAAUAUGAUAAAACAAAGGAUCUUGCUGAAAAAAUCAGUAAAUGCUGCCCUCAACUUGGUUCUCCAGAACAAAUUAUCUGCCGUUUAAUUGUUARCAAUAAGGUCAAAAUAAGCUUGCAAGGGGACAACCCARCCUACCGUCUUGCUGGAUCAUCUGUUGCCCGUUUGGCAUUGGUUGUWACAUCUCUCACUCUGGCAAAAAUCGCAAGUAAAGAUGCUAGUAAACUUGUUGUAGAAAUUGGUCCGAAAUUGAUGCCCAGCCUUCUCCCUAGACUAACGAUCGUUGUCACGAAGGGUGCAGUCGGAACGGCUGGACGAAGUGUAGCAAAAAGCGUUUUGCGGGGAGCCACUGCCAUAGCAAUGCCUGUUAUGCUUGCCUUUGACAUUUACGAGCUGGUAAAUGCAUCAAUGAGUAUCAACAAUGGGUCCAAAUCAGAUGCAGCUCAAACGAUUCGGGAUAUAGCAGGAGAACUUGAAAGACAACUUGAAGAUACGAAGAACCUUUUCGCUGAGGGAUCGUCGAUUGCGGCAGGCCUUGAGAAAAUUCCUAAAGAGGAGUUUACAAAGCUCAUGGAGAAGAUUACCAGUGAAGAUGGAGUCAGUGAUGAAGACAUUGACAUGGUGUUUCACUACUUGUAGAUCAAUGACCAAGUAAAAUUAAGCAGUUGUGAGUCUGCGUUAGAUCUCAUGGGAGAGCGUUUGC
Exaiptasia diaphana is the source of this 1127-nucleotide messenger RNA. RefSeq lists its product as uncharacterized. Bases 35 to 1063 code for a protein of 342 amino acids. NCBI's taxonomy places the organism in Eukaryota, Metazoa, Cnidaria, Anthozoa, Actiniaria, Aiptasiidae. Gene Ontology annotation, molecular function: lipid binding. The record is from RefSeq and is a predicted model, not a curated record. The transcript has 2 exons. Gene Ontology annotation, cellular component: extracellular region; membrane. Gene Ontology annotation, biological process: lipid transport; lipoprotein metabolic process.